AAUUUUGAGAAUACCAUGACUGCUAAAACUAAUCACGUGAUAUCUGCCGCCAUUGACUUUGGAACAACAUUUUCCGGAUAUGCAUUCUCAUCACGUGACGACUUUUAUACGUCACCUGGCAAAGUAUCCUCCAUGACAUGGACAGCCGGAUCCGGAUGUCUACAGUCUCUGAAAACUUCAACUUGUGUGUUGUUCAGUCCGGACAAAAAAUUCUCUACUUUCGGAUUCCAAGCUGAAGACAAAUAUUCUGAGUUGGCGUUAGAGGAGAAAGAAAAAGGGUGGUACUUCUUCCGUAGAUUCAAGAUGGAGCUCUACAAGGUCAAAGAGGUGACUGCGGACAUGCCCCUAAAGUCAGUAGACGAGAAAACCUUACCCGCUAUGGAUGUCUUCUCGGCAGCCAUUCGGUACAUGAAGGACCAUCUCGUGAAGGCGUGUUGUACUCAGGGAUUUUAUCUUGAGUCACGUGAUAUACAGUGGGUCCUCACUGUUCCCGCCAUAUGGGACGACUCCGCUAAGUUGUUUAUGAGGAAGGCAGCAGUGAAGGCCGGCAUUUUGACCGACACAUUACUUUUGGCCCUCGAACCUGAAGCAGCUGCCAUGUAUUGUAAAACCAUUCAUGUCAAGAUGUCAGACGAGAGGGGUGGCAGAACAUCUUUUGAACCUUUUAAGAUAGGAACUAAAUACUUGGUUGUAGAUGCUGGAG
Molecule: messenger RNA, 703 nt
Organism: Pecten maximus
Lineage: Eukaryota; Metazoa; Mollusca; Bivalvia; Pectinida; Pectinidae
Product: heat shock 70 kDa protein 12B-like
Exons: 3
Source: RefSeq, a predicted model, not a curated record